AUGGCCUUUUGGCCAAAUGAUGCAGGUCGGUUUAACCUCGGUCACCUAAUGGAUGGAACGUCGCUGCAAGUUAUGGGGGAAUUUGUGCAACCCCCCUCUUCAUAUGCCCCACAAGUCGCAGAACAGCACUCUGGACAGCUUAGUCAAGUAUUCUCAUAUGGAGUCACUCCCGGAAGCUCUUCAAGGCCUGCACUCUUUGGUGGCAAUAAAAGGAAAGGUGGUGCCCUUGUGAAAAUUAUUCAUGCAGAAAUGACCCAGAAUGGUAAAGGAUCCCCAUCUUUCAGUGAGCUUGGGCAGACAUACCUUAACAUCAAUGUAGAUACAGCCAAUGUCUACUAUAUUCUAUCAAAGGCAAGAGAUGCCUUCAAUGAUCCCUCUUUAGAGUUGGUGUCUAGUAAUGGUCUGAGGAUAAUGGACAACGAAGGCACUAAAGGUUACUAAUUACAUAAUUUAUUUGCAUUGUUGUCUUUACCAUCGCAUAACAUAUAUAGGUCUUGAAAUAUCCAUAGGUCUUGAAUAUCCACACAUAAUCAGUGGGGUGUAUUAUCAGUAACAUUUUAUUAUUGUUUCGAAAAUCAGUCUGUCACAAAUAUACAGCUGAAUAUUGUUCAAAAAUCUUGUAUGCAAUGUCACUUUUGUCCUGUACUGCGAGUUCAGUCGAAAUAUUAGACCCAGGGCACUGGGAAAAUAUUGGUCCAUCUACUCUAAUGUUUGAACUUUGUGAAGUCAUCAAUCUUCAUCGUCAUCAACAUAAUUGUAUUAACUUGUUUAUGUGCUUUUUUGUAGGUUUGUCUUUUUGGAAGUGUGGAAGCAGAAAAAUUUAUGCUGUGAGGGUCACUACACAUGUUCCUUUAACGAGAUCAGCCAAGUCAAAGGCAAAAGCAAGUUACAGCUCAUGUUAUGACAUUUCUGAUGACAGUGAUGAAGACUUCACUCCCAAGAAGACUAGAGGUGGUAACCAUGGAGAUAUUCAAAUGGUAAAUUCUCAAAUAAAUGAAGUCAAAUCAAUGGUCAGUGACAUAUUGAAAGUAAACCAAACUUUGUCCUUGCCACUCGGGGUAGUCAAACUUCUAAGAGAUGCCUUCAUAUGCAAAAUCUGUCUCUCCACACCUAUGAAACCCCCAGUAAUUGCAGCAAAGUGUUGUAACAGCUUAAUUGGCUGUGAGGAAUGUGUUAAUCAUUGGUAUGAUGGGGCUGAUGGACUUAGUAAGAAGCUAGUGUCCACAUUGCAAUGA
Molecule: messenger RNA, 1235 nt
Organism: Porites evermanni
Lineage: Eukaryota; Metazoa; Cnidaria; Anthozoa; Scleractinia; Poritidae
Source: the annotation of a GenBank genome assembly